UUGUCGGGCGGCAGAGAAGGAACCGGCCGGCAAGCAGAAAGCAACGACGAGUGGUUUGUGGUGGUGCGCGCGCCUAACGUCAAGAUAGAUUUCACGGAGUGUGUCGCGGGAGAUCUCGAGAGGAGGCUUCUCAUAUAUUGAGCGUGAGCAGAAAGGAAAUCAAGCGGACGCAGGAGUUAGUUCGGAAUAAGCGGAAUAGCGUGAACGGAGAGAACGAGGAAAAACGGAGUAAAGAGAUACCGCGAGAAUGACGAUGGCAACCGAAACGGAGAACAACGGCCCGGAGAGCAAGGAGAUCAAGGACGUGAAGGAGAUGAAGGAGGCGCUCAAGGACGACGCGCCGCCGGAUAACAAGCAGGAGGAGAAGGACGCGGCGAAGAAGGACGAGGCGGCCGGCAAGAAGGACGAUGACGCCGCCGCGACCGCUGCUGCCGGUGGCGCGGCCACGGCACCUACGAAGGCCAGCACCGUACACCACCCCGAUUACGAAAAGGAUGUUGUUUACCUGUAUCAGUUCCCGCGGACGCCGUUGUUGCCGUCCUUAUCACCGUAUGGUCUCAAGGUGGAGACGUGGUUGCGGCUCAAUGGCAUCAAGUACGAGAAUGUUGAUCACAAGAUGAAGUUCCGCUCCAAGAAGGGCCAGUUGCCGUUCGUCGAGCUGAACGGCGAGGAGAUCGCGGACAGCACCAUCAUACUGCGCGAACUGAGCCAGAAGUUCGGCAAGGAUCUGGACGCCGGUCUCACGGCCGAGCAGCGAAGUAUCUCCCACGCCAUGAUUUCGAUGAUCGAGAAUCACCUAGUGUGGGUUGUCGCGUGCUGGCGCACAAAGAACCUCGAUCAAGUGCUGAAGGGCUACAAGGUCAAUCUGCAGCUCGCUUUGGGAUCACGUAUACCCAAUGCGAUUUUGAACUUCUUCUUCAAGCUCACGUUCGGACGCAAGUUGGAUUGGUUGCAGGGCGCGAGGAAAGUGAAGGCUCAGGGAAUGGGCGUGCAUAGUCCGGAGGAGGUGUCGCAGUUCGGUUGUACCGACCUCAAAGUGCUCUCGGACACGCUUGCCGACAAGCCUUUCUUCUUCGGGGAUGAGCCGACUACCAUGGACGUGGUGGCGUUCGCGCACCUUGCUCAAAUCCUGUACAUUGACAAAGACACGCCCUACAGUCUGCGAGAUUACAUGGUUGAGAACUGUCCCAAUUUGGUCGGCCAUUGCUCGCGCGUAAAGGAACGAUGCUUCCCGGAUUGGGACGAAAUUUGCUCGAGCCUGGACAUGAACACGCAUCUGCCGAAGCCUGAGAAGCAGGAGGAGAAAGAGGGCAAGGAGGAGGCGAAGGAGUCCAAAGAGUCCAAGGAGGAGAAGGAAGGCGACAAGGAGAAGGCGGACAAAGAAGAGAAGGAAGACAAGGAAAAAGACAAAGAGGUUGACGAGAACAAAGAAAAGGAGAAAGAUGGAAAAUAAGCGGUCUCGUUGUAGAAGGGAAGUAAUAAGUCGUUUCAAGGAUUUAAAGUCGAAAAGUACUGUCGGAUGAAUAAAAAUAGAGAGAAAGAGAGAGGGAUAGUUGAUGACGGGCAAAAGUGUGCGUGUGCGUGGUUGUGCGAAUGUGACGACGACGGAGACGAGAACUCUGUAGAGAGCGUGUAUGACAUGAUAAUGAGAGAAGGGAGUUGCCGGAAGUGAAAGAUUGUGUGUACGCGAAAGGGAGAGAGAAAAAGAAAGUUGAGACGGAGAAUGAGAAGGAAGAGUGCGUGCGUGUGUAUGUGUGCGUGUGUGUUUGUGUGUGUGUGUAUGUGUAGGAGAGAAACUGAGGGAGAGAGUGAGAAAGAUGUGAGAUUCAGAACUAAAAGCUCUCUACUUAUACAUAUAGAUAUUAAUAAACUCAUGUAUAAUGUUAAUACUUCGUUUAUAUACACAUUGACACACUCGAGACACACACGUACUGGAACGAUUAUCUUCUAACCCACGCCCUUUCUCUGCUCUGCUAAGAACAAACGAAAAACGGGGCUAUCUCAUAAGUCAUUAGAAACGUAGGAUUGCAAUAUAUGAAUUUGCAAUAGUCUGACGCAGCUGGGGUCUUUGUCGACAGUGGCCAAAUGCAAUAUAGCGCGUAUACGCUAUAAGAUACAAGUAGUAGAAGAAGAAAAACAAAAAGAAAGGAAGAAGCGAAGGUAGAGUCGUGAGCGACGGCAUACCGGUCCCCGCCUUCCGGGCGAAGAGCGUCCUACUUCGCUUCUCUUCGAUGAUCCUUGCUGUGCAAAGUUACCUUGCGUCCUGCGCGCAUCGUAACGUAAUUUUUCUCCUUAAUUUAGUUCGCGAUUCUUUUUUUCUUUUUUGUUUUUUUUUUACGUUCAUACGUAUAUCGCGCGUUUUACUUUCACAUUGCCGCGCUGGUUGUAGCUUUUGCAAACAGAUUUUUUAACGCGAUUUUUAUGAGAUUUUACGAGAUUUUUUAUGGGAUAUCAUUGGAACCAUCAAUGUCCAUUGAUAUCCAUCUGAGGAAGUACCGUUGCGUCUAAGAGGCGGUUCAUAGACGCGACCCGAUAUUUUAAUCGUCGAUUAUGAUAAUAAUAAUAAUAAUAAUAAUAAUAAUAAUAAUGUUAAUAUUAAUAAAUGACUACUAUUAAGAAAAAUGAUAACAAUAAUAAUAUUAAUAACUAACCGUAAUAACGAUAGUAAGAACGGAGCUCGAUGUGUCCGUACCGAAAACAAGUGUCGGGUUAUCGAUUGACUGAAUUACUUCUCUCGUGUUCUUUCAAUAAUCGAAUCGGGAGUCGAGUCACGCCAAUUGACCAGCUAGCAACGGAUGUCCUCAGGCAGCCUAAUGUAGAAUGCAAAUGGAGUUGACAAGCUGUAUGGAAAAGUAGUUCGAUCCGCUCUUCCGUUCGGCCGCAAUUCCGUUUGCAUUUCAACAUCGUCGAUCGUGCGCGCAGUCAAAUCUUCUUGCUUUAAAAUAAUACGAUACUCAUUUUUUGUAUUUUGCACGAAUACGAAAUGCUUUUGCAAUCUUCUUUCUCGAUCUUUCUAAGUGAAGCACAGAACCGCGAUAAGCGAUGUGAACGGCAUAUAUAUUAUUAUUAUUAUUAUUUUUAUUAUUACCAUUAUUAAUUGUAUAUUAUAGAUAUAUAUAUAAAUAUAUAUAUAUAUAUAUAUAUGUAUAUAUAUAUAUGUAUAUAUUACGUGUAGACGCGCGCGAAUGCAGUCGGACUUAGGUACGCGGAGAUGCCAUUCGUGUAUAAUGGAGUCAUAUUUUUCUCUCCUCCCCCAUCAUCUCUUUCUCCUCUCAUAUCUUUGUUUUCUUCUUUUUUUUAAGCGAAGAGACACACACGUAGGUUUUGAUCUCUCUUGUUCUGUCCUUUUUUUAUAUUCAAAACUUAGUGUUGCCCGCACGUGUUUUUUUUAUUAUACUUACGCGACUUUUCGGACGUGUCAAGAAAAAAAAAAUUACCUUGCGUAAUACAAAGUGUCUUUCAUGCAUCGAAAAUCGACAUUUUGAUGUAUAACGGGAAUUGAGGUUUUUUCUACGAACUUGCGUAGCGGCUGCGUAGUUUUUCUACGGCAGCUGACAAAACAUAUUCCACAAAGACACGAAGAUAUAUUACAAUUUUUAAGUAGCUUACUGUAUUAUUGAUAACGACAUGAUCACGUAAAAACAAGAAAAAAAAAAGAAAAAAAGAAAAGUGGAAAAAAAGAUUUAGUGGAUGAUGCUGUUUAUACUUAGGACGGCGCAUAUGUUUUCACUUGUGGUUAUAUAUUAUUAUAUGGAUUAUUAUGUAUGAAUGAAGAGUAAAAUAUAAAUUAGAGAAUGAAAGAAAACAAUUUUUUUUUGGACAAGACCAUAACGUUGCAAGCACAGUAGAUAGGCCCACCCGAUAAGUAAGAUUAUUAUACAUAUUAUAUAUAUAUAUAUAAGAGGAAUAUAUUAAUAAUUAUAUAUUAUAUAUAUAUAAUACGACUGCUCUCGUUUUAUGCUCGGCGCUAUACAUUUCAUUGUCAUUAUAUCACCAUUUAUUAACGAUAUACAUACGAACAAAUAAAAUGUGUUUAUAAAUAUAAAGUGAACUUUAAGAAAGUUUUUUUUGUGGUAACGUGUGUGUUUAUUGCAAUCCACUCUACAAUUUCUCUUCGUGUAAGUAAUGUGUGUUGGUGUGCAAUUUGUGGACUUGUUGCGCAAAACUGUAAAAUAGAAAGAAGAUGUUACACAAAAAAAACAAAAACAGUGAAAAGCACAUAUCAGCGAAGGAAUAAUUUAUUAUCUAAACUUUGAAGACUUAUACACAACAAUUGAGAAAUAACACUUUUUGGAAUAUUGGAUCCAUAAGGGAUACGUUUCAUUCGUGCGCGCGUGUAUCGAGGUUUUACUAUACAUAUAAUAUGGUUUUCUAGAUUUUGCGAUCUCGAAUUUGUUUUUUUUUUUUUUUUUUUUACCAGAUACUCUUCGUAUUUUCUAUAUUCGGCACAUAGAUAUGUUUUAAUAUUGCUCUAAUCCAAUAAUUUAACUUUUUAUCAUCCAUACGCAGAGUUGUAU
Molecule: messenger RNA, 4517 nt
Organism: Pseudomyrmex gracilis
Lineage: Eukaryota; Metazoa; Arthropoda; Insecta; Hymenoptera; Formicidae
Gene: fax
Product: failed axon connections
Exons: 4
Coding region: 248-1453 (401 amino acids)
Cellular component (GO): cytoplasm
Source: RefSeq, a predicted model, not a curated record